AUGCCAUACCGUUCUGAACUCAAACGCCCUGACCUCAAAGGCUCCUUCCCUUGCUCCAUCUGUCAAAAAGUUUUCUGCCACAGUUCUUCCCUGAGUCGUCAUAGAAUGCAAGCCCAUUUCAAAAGUUAUACCUGUACCACAUGCAACAAUGAGAUUCCAAGCAAUGACACACUGCGCAGCCACAUGUAUCGUGUACACAACAUCACCCGAAUGUUCAUGUGCCGGUGUUGUAACUGGGCUUUUCCAGACAAGACAAGUCUCCACAUCCAUAUGCAAAGCAUGCUGAAGAAUGGAACACCUGGAGAAGCCGCGGUUCUUGCUAAAAGUUCAGAUGCAGAUAGCAGUUCAGAACCAAGUUCCCCCCGAAACUCUCCAGCUUUCUCCCCUGAUAUGAUGAUGCAGAAACGGAUGCUUCAGGUGGCUGCAAAUAACAAUAACAUGGGAUCGAUUUUCCCUUCACUCCUGAAAAGCCCUGACUCGAAGUCUGUUUUCCCAUUGGACUUAUCCAACAUGGGUCCGUCUCAAUUUUUAUCUGCCUGGCUAGCCAACAAUCCUAUCAAUACGGCAGCCCUUAAUCUUGCGGCUCAACAGACUCCGUCCAAGGAUUCUAUCGAGUCUUCAAAUAUAAGUGAUUAUGACGAUUUGGAAGUGCAGACCACUGAAGAAGACAUUAAAUUUGAAGUGGAAAGCAGUGAUGUCAGUCCUCGGUCUGUCAUUGUCAAAAGUGAACCAACUUGUAAAAGAAAACUGGAACACGAGGCUGAUAUUGAUGUGGAGGGUGAUGAUGGAGAACCCCCAUUGAAGAUGACAAUUGACGAAAAGGACAUUCAUAUUUCACAUGACCAACCGUCUCCAACAGUUUCUGAUUCACACAUCAGCGGUGGAUCUUCCAGUCACUCAGGCGAAAGUUCAAAGUGCUUUGAUUGUCAGGUGGCUAGAGGAAAACUGGUUGCAGUCGAGGACAAAUGUCGUGCUUAUGAGAAGACUAUCAGAGAUCUGCAGGUCCAACUUGAGAUUGUUCGAAAGUUUCAAUCGAACCCGAUGCCACCUGUCAUGCUGCCCCCUCCAAUGAUGCCCAUCCCACCUCCAGGACCCAAUAAUUUUCUUCAAAAUCCUGCAAUGAGGAUGUUGUUGAACAACUUGGUCCAUAUGAACCGCCCUCAAAUAAUUCCAUAA
This is a messenger RNA of Caenorhabditis remanei, 1176 nucleotides long. RefSeq lists its product as uncharacterized. Gene Ontology annotation, molecular function: DNA-binding transcription factor activity, RNA polymerase II-specific; sequence-specific DNA binding. Gene Ontology annotation, biological process: regulation of transcription by RNA polymerase II. Gene Ontology annotation, cellular component: nucleus. The coding region runs from base 1 to 1176 and encodes 391 amino acids. The transcript has 6 exons. Lineage: Eukaryota; Metazoa; Nematoda; Chromadorea; Rhabditida; Rhabditidae. The record is from RefSeq and is a predicted model, not a curated record.